GUGAGCUCCCCCUUAGCUUGCGUUUGGUACAGCCCACAGCUCCUUUUUGGUAGCUACAGCGUCAGGAACUAGAGCACAACAUGAUGGAGCCCGUAGCCAGGCUGUUCCCCUCAGAGUUAACUUUUUAAUCCCGGUUUUGUCGCGUUAUCGCACACAAGAGACGGAGGAGGUCGGGCAGAGAAAGGGGGCUAAAAACUCAGUCAUGGUACGAGGUUAGCGUUGAAAGUCGGAGCGUCUACUUGCAACUGAAGCACGUUGAUAUUUAACUGUGAGGAAAAGAAGUAGAAGACGAGGGGAAAGGGAAGCCCGGAGAAGCGAGAGAAAAGCGGGGUACAAGAUGCAGCUGGCCGCGGUGCUGUGGGGCUCCCUGAUAACUUUGCUGCUCAGCCAGAGUCCAGGAGUCCAGGGCAGUGCCGAGUGUUCUUGUGGGAGGAACCACUUUACGUGUGCGGUCAGUGCGUUCGGAGAGUGUACCUGCAUCCCCGCCCAGUGGCAGUGUGACGGAGAUAACGACUGCGGGGACCACAGCGACGAGGAUGGAUGCAUGCUUCCGACCUGCUCGCCGCUGGACUUCCACUGCGACAACGGCAAAUGUAUCCGUCGCUCCUGGGUGUGUGACGGAGACAACGACUGCGAGGACGACUCUGACGAACAGGACUGUCCUCCCAGAGAGUGCGAGGAGGACGAGUUUCACUGCCAAAAUGGCUACUGUAUUCGCAGCCUCUGGCACUGUGACGGCGACAACGAUUGCGGGGACAACAGCGAUGAACAGUGCGACAUGCGUAAAUGUUCAGACAAGGAGUUCCGCUGCACAGAUGGCAGUUGUAUCGCUGAGCACUGGUACUGUGAUGGAGACACGGACUGUAAGGACGGAUCAGACGAGGAAAACUGCCCCUCAGAUGUGAUGGCAGCCACCUGCAGCGUGGAGGAGUUCCAGUGUGCAUACGGCCGCUGCAUCCUGGACAUCUACCACUGUGACGGAGACGACGACUGUGGAGACUGGUCGGACGAGUCGGACUGCUCUUCCCACCAGCCCUGCAGAUCGGUAGAAUUCAUGUGCAGCAGCGGGAUGUGCAUCAACGCUGGCUGGAGGUGUGACGGCGAAUUCGACUGUGACGACCAAUCGGACGAGAAGAACUGCACCACGUCCAUGUGCACGGCUGACCAGUUCCGCUGCGGAACUGGACGCUGCGUCCGGUUGUCAUGGAGAUGUGAUGGCGAGCCGGACUGCUCCGACCGCAGUGAUGAAGAGGGCUGUGAGAAAACUGAGAGUCCUCCAUGUGCUCCUGAUCAGUUCCAGUGUGGGAAUGGACGCUGUAUCGGUCAGAGGAAGGUGUGCAAUGAGGUCAACGACUGUGGAGACGGGACUGACGAACACCCACACCACGACUGCCGUCCACGUUCCAGCGAGGGCAACUGUAACCAGAAUAACGGAGGCUGCUCCCAGAAGUGUCAGAUGGUCAGAGGACUGGUCCAGUGCACCUGUCACACUGGAUACCGACUGAUGGACGACGGCAAAGCCUGCCAGGAUGUGGACGAGUGUGCUGAAGAAGGCUACUGCAGCCAGGGCUGUACCAACACAGAGGGGGGGUUCCUGUGCUGGUGCGUUCAGGGCUACGAGCUCCGACCUGACAAGCGCAGCUGCAAAGCUUUGGGCCCGGAGCCCGUGCUGCUGUUUGCCAACCGUAUCGACAUCCGUCAGGUUUUGCCGCAUCGUUCCGAGUACACCCUGCUGCUAAACAACCUGGAGAACGCCAUCGCCCUGGACUUCCACCACAGCCGCGAGCUGGUCUUCUGGUCUGACGUGACACUGGACCGCAUCAUGAAGGCCAACCUCAACGGCUCCAACGUGGAAGAGGUUGUCUCCACCGGUCUGGAGAGCCCAGGUGGACUGGCCAUAGACUGGAUCCAUGACAAGUUGUACUGGACAGACUCUGGGACGUCUCGUAUCGAGGUGGCAAACCUGGACGGGACGCACCGCAAGGUGCUGCUGUGGCAGAACAUGGAGAAGCCCCGAGCCAUCGCGCUGCACCCCAUAGAGGGUAAGAUCUACUGGACAGACUGGGGCAACACACCUCGCAUCGAGUACGCCAACAUGGAUGGCUCCAACCGGCGGGUCAUCGCAGACACACACCUGUUCUGGCCCAACGGCCUCACCAUUGACUAUGCCGGCCGCCGCAUGUACUGGGUGGACGCAAAGCACCAUGUCAUCGAGAGGGCAGACCUGGAUGGACGCAACCGCAAGGCCGUCAUCAGCCAAGGCUUACCCCACCCGUUUGCCAUCACGGUGUUUGAGGACAGCCUGUACUGGACCGACUGGCACACCAAGAGCAUCAACAGUGCCAAUAAAUUCACCGGCAAGAACCAGGAGAUAAUUCGCAACAAGCUGCACUUUCCCAUGGACAUCCACACCCUGCACCCCCAGAGGCAGCCCGCAGGUGGCAGGAACCGCUGUGGCACAAACAACGGAGGCUGCAGCCACCUGUGUCUCCCCAGCAACAAGACGCACACCUGCGCCUGUCCCACCGGCUUCAAGAAGGUGGACCACAACAACUGUGCCAACGGUCUUGACAAGUUCCUGCUUUUUGCCCGAAGGACGGACAUCCGACGAAUCAGCUUCGAUACAGAGGACAUGUCCGAUGAUGUCAUCCCUCUUGCUGACGUGCGCAAUGCCGUGGCGCUGGACUGGGACGCCAAAGACGGCUACCUAUACUGGACGGACGUCACCACCGACUCCAUCAACAGAGCCCUUUGGAACGGCACCAAGCAGGAGGUGGUGGUGGACACCAGUCUGGAGAGCCCAGCAGGUUUGGCGAUUGACUGGGUGACCAACAAGCUCUACUGGACCGAUGCUGGCACGGAUCGUAUCGAGGUUUCUAAUGCCGAUGGGAGCAUGCGGACUGUACUGAUAUGGGAGAACCUGGACCGGCCCAGGGACAUUGUCGUUGACCCGAUUGGAGGUUUCAUGUACUGGACGGACUGGGGGGCCAACCCAAAGAUUGAGCGUGCAGGAAUGGACGCCUCCAGUCGCAUCGUCAUCAUCUCAUCUAAUCUGACUUGGCCCAACGGGCUCGCCAUUGACUACGAGACCAAACGCCUGUACUGGGCCGACGCUGGCAUGAAGACUAUUGAAUUUGGCAACUUCGAUGGUUCUGACCGACAGGUUUUGAUUGGCAGCCAGCUGCCUCACCCCUUUGGCCUGACUGUACACGAGGACAAGCUGUACUGGACAGACUGGCAGUCCAAGAGCAUCCAGAGCGCUGACAAGCUCACCGGCUUGGGACGACUCACACUUGCCGAAAACCUGGAGAACCUCAUGGACAUUCACAUGUUCCACCGACACCGCGAGACAGUGCGUAACCCGUGUGCGGUGAAUAAUGGAGGUUGCAGCCACCUCUGUCUCCUGGCUCCUGCUCCCAAAGCCUCCAGCUGUGCCUGUCCCACCGGGAUCAACCUGCAGACGGAUGGAAAGACCUGCACGCCUGGGAUGAGCAGCUUCCUGAUCUUUGCACGGAGGACGGACAUCAGGAUGGUUUCUUUGGAUAUCCCCUACUUUGCUGAUGUGGUUCUGGCUGUCAACAGCUCCAUGAAAAACACCAUCGCCAUCGGGGUCGACCCCAAAGAAGGAAAGGUCUAUUGGUCUGACAGUACGCUGAAGAAAAUCAGCAGGUCAAACAUCAACGGAAAAGCACAAGAAGACAUCAUAUCUACAGGGUUGGUGACGACCGAUGGCCUGGCGGUGGAUGCUGUCGGCAGGAAGAUCUACUGGACGGACACGGGAACCAACCGCAUCGAGGUCGCCAACCUGGACGGAACCAUGAGGAAAGUUCUCGUCUGGCAAAACCUGGACAGCCCUCGAGCCAUCGCCCUCUACAAUGAGAUGGGUUAUAUGUACUGGACAGACUGGGGAGAGCACGCUAAGCUGGAACGCUCAGCAAUGGAUGGUUCAGACCGCGUGGUCCUCAUCAGCAACAACCUGGGCUGGCCCAACGGCCUGGCCAUCGACAUGGCCGGCUCACAGUUACUGUGGGCCGACGCUCACACUGAGCGCAUCGAGGCGGCCGACCUGAACGGACAGAAUCGCCACACCCUGGUGACUCCAGUCCAGCACCCGUACGGUUUAACCCUGCUGGGGUCCCACAUCUACUGGACCGACUGGCAGAGCCGCAGCAUCCAGCGAGCUGACAAGAACACCGGGACCAACACCAUCACGGUGCGAGCCAACCUGCCGGGCCUGAUGGACAUCCAGGCCGUGGACCGGGAGAGGCCACUGGGUUUUAAUAAAUGUGGCAGGAGGAACGGGGGCUGCACCCACCUGUGCCUGCCUCGUCCCAAUGAUACAUCCUGCGCCUGUCCCACCGGCAUCCUGCUCAAGGGAGACGGCAGGUCGUGUGACGACUCCCCCGAGUCCUUCCUGCUCUUCUCCAACCGCGUCAGUGUGCGUAGAAUCUCCCUCGACACCAACGACCACACCGAUGUGCACGUACCGGUGCCCGAGCUGCACAACGUCAUCUCGCUGGACUACGACAGCGUGGACGGAAAACUCUACUACACCGAUGUCACCCUGGAUGUCAUAAGGCGUGCAAACCUAGACGGCAGUGGCAUGGAGACUGUGAUCAGCCAGGGCCUGAAGACCACAGAUGGUCUGGCUGUAGACUGGGUGGCCAGGAACAUGUACUGGACCGACACCGGGCGCAACACUAUCGAGGUGGCCCGCCUGGAUGGAACGAGCCGCAAAGUCCUGGUCAACAACAGUUUGGACGAACCCCGAGCCAUCGCAGUGUUCCCAAGCAAAGGGUUCCUGUUCUGGACUGACUGGGGUCACAUCGCAAAGAUUGAGCGAUCUCACCUGGACGGCUCGGACCGAAAGGUUCUGAUCAACACCGACCUGGGCUGGCCCAACGGUCUCACACUAGACUACGACACACGAAGGAUUUUCUGGGUGGACGCGCACUUGGACAGGAUAGAGAGUUCAGACCUCAACGGGAAACUGCGCCAGGUCCUCGUCAGCCCGGUGUCCCACCCGUUCGCCCUCACACAGUUGAAGCCGGUGUCCUCCCCUCUAACUCCUUUCUCCCGACUCUCGCAGCAAGACCGCUGGAUCUACUGGACGGACUGGCAGACUAAGUCCAUCCAGCGGGUGGACAAACACACCGGCCGUAACAAGGAAACCGUGCUGGCCAACGUGGAGGGCCUCAUGGACAUUAUAGUGGUAUCGCCUCACAGACAGACAGGGACCAAUCUCUGUGGGGUGAACAAUGGCGGCUGCACUCACCUCUGCUUUGCCAAGACCAACAGUUUUGUGUGUGCCUGCCCUGAUGAACCAGAUGGGCGACCCUGCUCCACCAUUUCAGGUUACGUCCCCACCUCUCCUGCCAGGGGAACCAGCAGCACUCCUGUCCCCAACAAGAUCCCCAAAGCCCCAACAGACACUCCACGUGGAGGAUCAUCACCGGUCAACUGCACUGGCAAGAACCUAAACGUAGAAGGCUGCUUGAGCAACGUGGUGACGGCUCCUCACGGAGAAGGACUCCAUAUCAGCUAUGUGAUCGGUGGAGUUCUGACCAUCCUGGCUAUUCUCAUCCUCAUUGCUGCUUUGAUCAUCUACAGACAUAAAAAGUCAAAGUUUGCUGACCCGGGAGUGAGCAACUUGACCUACAGUAAUCCCUCGUAUCGGACGUCCACACAAGAGGUCAAGAUUGAGGCGUCGCAAAAGCCUCCAAUAUACAACCAGCUUCGAUAUAAGAAAGAGGGGGGAGUGGACGGAGGCUACACCAAGGAGAAGAUCCGCAUUGUGGAGGGUGUGUGUCUCCUGUCCAAUGAGGAGCUUUACUGGGACGACCUGAAACAGAUCAAGCCGUCCCGCGGCGGCUUGCACACCUGCAUGCGUACAGACACCGUGUCCCUGCAGGCCAGCAGUGCUUCGCUGGAUGAUGGCGAAACGGAGCAGCUCCUCCAGGAGGAAGCUUCCGAAUGCUCCUCCAUAACCACUCUGACCCCCUCAGCCAUCACCCCGCAGCGCCACGCCCAGCACAGCCUCCCCGACACCGGCUGGGCCUCCACGCGCAAGCCCUCCACCGAGAGCGAAGUGUGAGGGAGGACCCCUGCCCUCUGUGCUUUAUCUCAACCUCCGUUACCUGAUACACACACACACACACACACACACACCUGUAUUUAAAGCUGGUACAAACACACAAAGAUAAAUAGGUACAAGCGGUAACAGUUGCAUAGUAAAGUAAGGGUACAAAUGAACCUGGUUAGACACAACUAAGCUCCCAUAAACACAACUCCUGUCUGAAACUGGGGCUCCGUCCUACUUGUGUUAAAAUCAAACAGAAACACACACACACACGCACGCACACCUGCAGUACAGUCCCUCAACAGUUCCCUCAGUGCUACUGCCUUUAGGCAAAAUGAUAAACUAAUGAGCAUGCUGGAAUAAGAAAGCAAAGGACUCUGGGGAGGAAGUGAACGGAGACACAGGCGUUAUUUGGAGCCUUUUUAAAAGGAUGCAGACUCUCGAUGCGACAAACGCUUCUGUGUACAACUUCACCUUUUAUUUUUUUUGUGAUUUUUUUUUCUUUUUUCAAUGUAACCCCGAUGCUCCCUCUAAUGCCACUCAUGUCUUUAUGAACUCUAUUUAUGAACGUUUUUGUACUUGUGGAGUGGGUUUGCCGACUUUCAGAAAAUGGCGAGAGUGUUGUGUUAGAGACUUUGUGCCGCACGACCCGGGGAUUCAGGAGUUGUAUUUAUGACAGUGCCAAAGGGUGGGGAUUCACAGUCUCCAUGCUUCUUUCAGCAUUUACACUUCGACAGAAUUGUAUCUUAAUUGUGGGAUGUUUCUUCUGUUUGACUUCACUGACUUGCCCUCGCCGGUGGGAGACCUCAGUGAUGACACCGCCUGCUUCUUCUUCUGUAUUUUACAGCCUCCAACUGGUCAUGCAAGGGCUUACUGUAGCUGGUACUCUCAGUCGGUUGCAGAAGUCCAUUCAUCCUUUGCAAAAAUAUACUGAAAGGAGCCCUUUUUUAUUUUAUUUUUUAAAGUUGUAAUUCAGCCAUUGCUGAUCCUCUGGCAUAGCAGAGGAUCCCACGAUGAAGUAACAGCCUAAGUGCCAAACAUUUUGUUCUUUUUCCUCCUUCAGCUGCGUAAUAAUUUUUUUUUCUCACUCCGAGGUUUUAAAACCAUCGGACAUGUACCACUAUGGAUAUUCGGCCAUGCAGAUGGUUGUGGUUUUAUUUACCCAGGUGUUAGACAUAUGUCUUUUUUUGUAACUAGCCUCUCAAUGCAAUCUCUCAUUGAGUGUUUCUUUCAUUGGUCUUCCUAAAAAAAAAAGACAAACCUGUUCCUGGGGUUUACUAUCCAGAUAAAUCAUCAUCUACGACGGCACUUACUAUUAGAAUUUGAAACUCUCUGAUUUAUUUAUUUUAGCACUAAAACAAAACAAACAUGUCCCUUGAAUUUCCCAUUGACAUAUGGAAUUUCCUGCAUGUAUUACGCAUUGUCAUCAUCAUUGUUAGCUCAUCCUCAUGCUAUCCACCCACAUUCUUUAUUAUUAUAACGUCAUCUCUCCACCCUUUGUAGCUCUAAUCUCACCUGGCUAAAAACAGAAAUACGCCAUUCGGCCCUGGCUUGUCCAUUCUUAUACCUCCCACUUUGACCCAAAAUAGCCUUGCUUGUAUGGAAUUGUGUUGUUUUUAUUUUUUUUUUCUAAUUCGGCAAAGAAACCUAAAUAUAAAAUGAACAACGAUACUACAUCGUGUUUAAAAAAAAAAUGAAUUAAAAAAAGUCUGUUUUAACUAAUUGACUAAAACACGAUAGUGUUGAGAAGAAGGGAGGGGAGAGAGGUUAUGUUGUAAUGUUAUGUUGUUAGCUUUUAAAAUAUUUGCUACACCACAUAUGACAAAUGUCAUUUUUGUGAAUUACAUUUUCUUAUUUCUGAAACAUAAUCCCAAAAUGUCACUUUGGCUGUAUGUUGUAUUGGGGUAGGGGACGGCAUCAGAGGUGAAUAUAUCAGCAACUUGACACAUAACCAAAAGUAUCUGCAUGGCCCAACAACCACCGGAGGUACAUGAGAUGUUAUAUUUGUGAUUUGAGUUUUGAUCCAUCAACUCUAAAUCUGUAUGUCUGCAUGUCCCCCCCUCCCCAUCAGACAGUGAGGGUUAAAGUUUAGAAAUGUGUCACUGACAACUUAGUGAAAAAAAUUAAUUUAAUACAAAUUAAGGUAUUAUGCAUUGCUUUAACUUGUAGAGUACCGUUCUGUCUGUUGUUGAAAUAUGGUACAAGGAAAUACUAUAUUGCUAUAUUGACAAAUAUAUCGGUUAGACUUUAUAGAACCAUGUAUUUUGAAGUACCUGCUACAAGCUCAGCAACUUGCUGAUUUGCUGCUAGACGAAGCACUGAGGCCAAUGAAAGAGGGUCUUGGCAGCUACAUAACUACGGUCUCUGAUGGUCAGUUAACAGCAGGCCUACAGAGCAUCCCAGUGACCCAGUAACCGAUCCCCCACCCCUCCGGCUCACAGCCCCUCCAACUCUGCUGCAGGAAUGCUGUACAGAUUGUAUCAUGCGGAUAUAAGCAAAAGUUUCUGUUGAAGAUAUUGUUGUUUUUAAGUUGUAUAGUCUUUUGUACAAAGGGAUUUCAUGACCGUUUUUAGACUUGUAUUAAUUUUACUCACUGGAGAAGAACAUUAUUUUUAUUUUAUUUUUGUUGCUGGAUUAUUUUAACCACUGUGUUUUCCAAGCCUUGUAAAUGAUAGGGAAGAUGCCAGUUAUUUAAUAGUGCCCUUUUAUCUCAUGAAAUACUGGUCGCCUAAUAGCUGUUGUAAAGUUAACAAAAAGAGGUAUUUAUGAUUUCUGUUUGGUUGUCACUUGAUGUGUAAAUAUGAAAAGACUGUAUAUGUAUUUCCAUGGCAGUACUAACAAGCUGUGUUGUGUGAUAUAGUGAAUGAUCCCUUUGCUAUCUUUUAAUAUAAAAUUGCAUUCGCAUUUCAAUGAAA
Perca flavescens (yellow perch) is the source of this 8994-nucleotide messenger RNA. It is a transcript of the gene lrp4, whose product is annotated as low density lipoprotein receptor-related protein 4. The transcript is spliced from 38 exons. NCBI's taxonomy places the organism in Eukaryota, Metazoa, Chordata, Actinopteri, Perciformes, Percidae. The record is from RefSeq and is a predicted model, not a curated record. The coding region runs from base 338 to 6094 and encodes 1918 amino acids. Gene Ontology annotation, biological process: receptor-mediated endocytosis. Gene Ontology annotation, molecular function: protein binding; calcium ion binding; hormone binding. Gene Ontology annotation, cellular component: plasma membrane; apical plasma membrane; signaling receptor complex.